Canis lupus familiaris (dog) is the source of this 2228-nucleotide messenger RNA. It is a transcript of the gene PLAAT3, whose product is annotated as phospholipase A and acyltransferase 3. NCBI's taxonomy places the organism in Eukaryota, Metazoa, Chordata, Mammalia, Carnivora, Canidae. The transcript is spliced from 5 exons. The coding region runs from base 275 to 937 and encodes 220 amino acids. Gene Ontology annotation, cellular component: cytoplasm. The record is from RefSeq and is a predicted model, not a curated record. Gene Ontology annotation, biological process: N-acylphosphatidylethanolamine metabolic process. Gene Ontology annotation, molecular function: A2-type glycerophospholipase activity; glycerophospholipid phospholipase A1 activity.
CCCGGCCUCUGCGGCCUUUAAACCUGUGCCCGGGCGGCCGCGCCGCCUCCGAGCUCGAGAGGUGGGUGGAGCCGCCCUUCCGCGGACCUACGCCAGGGUGAGGUGCUGGGCGGGGGCUCGGGGGCUCCCCUCGCCAGGACGCACUGUGCCCGGGGGCCUGGGGACCCCGUGCCCUCCUCGUGACCCGGUGAACCCCUGCUCCCCCCGCCGCAGGCCUUUACGCGGCGAGUAAGCCGAACUCCAGCCUGAGACGGAGCCCAGAGCACCAAGAAAGAUGCGCGCAUCCACGCCAGAGCCCAAAGUUGGAGACCUGAUUGAGAUUUUCCGCCCUUUCUACAGACACUGGGCCAUCUACGUUGGCGAUGGAUACGUGGUCCACCUGGCGCCCCCAAGUGAGGUUGCGGGAGCUGGUGCGGCCAGCGUCAUGUCCACCCUGACCGAGAAGGCCGUGGUGAAGAAGGAGCUGCUGUACGAUGUGGUCGGGAGAGACAAGUACCAGAUUAAUAACAAACACGAUGACAAGUACUCGCCGCUGCCGCCCAGCAAAAUCGUCCAGCGGGCGGAGGAGCUGGUGGGGCAGGAGUUGCCCUAUUCGCUGCCCUGUGAGAACUGCGAGCACUUUGUGAACGAGCUGCGCUACGGGGUGGCCCGCAGUGACCAGCUGGUACAAAGUUGUUGCCCUGGAGUCUGCCCUCCCCAUCGCUCUCAAGUUCCCUUCUAUCCUCUCCUGCGCUGCUGUGCCCUCUUCUGUGGCUCACAUCUUCCCUGGUUCACCUUCUUGUUUUGGUGGAACUUCCUUCAGCAGCUUCUUGAAAAAGGAUGUAUGGAAGGUCAGAGAUGCCGUCAUGGCGGCUGGCAUCGCAGGAGUGGGCUUGGCAGCCAUGGGCCUCAUUGGAGUCAUGUUCUCAAGAAACAAGCGGCAGAAGCAAUAAGUUGAAGGGAUUAUCCUAUCAGCAGUGACUUUAUACAUUUAGGAGGUCUCGUUGCACCAGAGGUUUUGAGGUUUGGUUUGUGGAUUUCAUUCUGUUUUAUAAUAAGGCUUAUUUUUACAGAAUAAAAUAAAGCCCAACAGGGGAGGAUUUUACUGGAAGAAAUGCAGCAGGAAUUGCCUGGUGUGAAGUCUAUUAAGGGCACAGCUGGGCUCUGUGUCUGGCCACACCAGAUUGUGCUGUGGCCCUUUGGUGGUUUUCUCUUACUUUCUCUUUGUGGCUGCAUUCUUGAUCUUGCAGGAGACAGUCCAGCUCUAGUUCUUUCAAGUAAUGGGAAUUUCUGGUUGUGGGGAAACAGGGGAACAGCAAGGGAGAUGCACAGACCUGGCUGAUAAUGCAAGAACAAGGACCAUUGGACACCUAGAAUCCUUGGCCUGGAACUAGAGCCAGCAUGGUUUCUAGGACUCCGCAGCUGGAGUCUAUGGAUGUUCCAUGAAGUAAAACCCGAACCAAAGCAAACUUCUGCCAUAAGGAAAGUCAGUAGAUGCUCUUCCCAAUCUUGUGGAAACCUCCUGUAUCUCCUUCUGUUCUCCACAUCCUUCCUCUGCCUUGUGGCUCCUACUCCCCAACGCUCCUGCUUCCUUUCCGCUUGGGCUUGCCGCAAGCCCCAAAUCCGAUCCCACACCCCUCCUGGGCCCUUCUUCCUGGAUCCCCUCAGUUUCACUCUACCCAUGGACUGAGGCUCUUGGCUUUCCAGCUCAUCCUAUUCAUGGGCCAAUCAGCUCUGCCCAGGAGGAUGGGUCACAUGGUGGGGAGUUGCCUCAGACCUUCCUGGCUGUGGCUGCCCACAUGACUGGCCUCCUGGUGGUGGAGCCCUCCUGGGAGGGCUUGGGGAUGAGGCAAGACCUGUCAUGGCUGGUCACUUGAGUACUGUUGCUACUGCUUGCUGGACUUGGCAGAUGUUCAAAGUCGCCAUUUCUCUGAAGGAGGCUUUCAUGGCUUCCUCAGAAAUAUUCUCCUGGGACAAACUGGCCUUCCAUCCACAGGGCAAGGCUUCCCAUCUGGUUGCAAAAGUUUCUUUUGUUGAUCUUGGUUGUCUAGAGACUGGAUGGGAGCCUGGGCAGGACUCACAGUGGCUCCAUGCCAGCUGCCUCCUGCUUGACCCAAUCUGGUCCAGAGUAAACACAUGCAUCCUGGGAUCGAGCCUGCUUCUCCUCCCUCUGCUGGCCGCUCCCCGCUUGUGCGCUCUCAAUCUCACUCUGUCAAAUAAAUAAAUAAAACCUUUAAAACAAAACAAAA